GGGCUGGGGGACACCAUGGCCUUGCGGUGGUGGUGGCGGUGGCGGUGCGGCGCGUCCUCCCGCCCGGCGCCGCCGCUCGGCUCCCUGCCGCGCCUCCGCCCGCCGGGGCACGGUGCCCGCGGCCCGCCGGGCCCCAGCGCGGGGGUGUGUCACUUCACCCAAAGAAGCUCAAAGUUGUCGUUUCCAAAAAUCUGUAAUAUAUUCUGGCAGUUUCAUCAUACAAGUACAUCUCACUUGUGCAGCUGCAGUGAGACAGUUAGUGAUGAAAAAUACCAAGACCCUUUUCAACUUGGUAGAAAAGACUUGAAGAAUCUCUAUGAAGAUAUUAAAAAGGAAUUACUUGUAUCUACAGCAGAGCUUAAGGAAAUGUGUGAAUAUUACUUUGAUGGGAAAGGAAAAGCCUUUCGACCAAUGAUUGUGGUGCUAAUGGCAAGGGCUUGCAACAUUCACCAUAAUAAUUCCAGGGAGGUGCAGGCAAGCCAGCGCUCUGUGGCCAUAAUUGCUGAGAUGAUCCACACAGCCAGCCUGGUUCAUGAUGAUGUUAUUGAUGAUGCAAAUUCUCGCAGAGGGAAAAUGACAGUCAAUCAAAUCUGGGGAGAAAGGAAGGCUGUUCUAGCUGGUGACUUCAUCCUCUCAGCUGCUUCCGUAGCUUUAGCCCGAAUUGGAAACACUACUAUCAUCUCUGUUCUAACUCAGGUGAUUGAAGAUCUGGUGCGUGGUGAAUUCCUCCAGCUGGGUUCCAAGGAAAAUGAGAACGAGAGAUUUGCUCACUACCUCGAGAAGACUUUUAAGAAGACGGCGAGUCUGAUAGCAAACAGUUGUAAAGCAGUUUCAAUUCUAGGCUGCCCUGAUCCCAAAGUUCACGAGAUUGCAUACCAGUAUGGAAAAAACGUUGGCAUAGCUUUCCAGCUAAUAGACGAUGUGCUGGAUUUUACGUCGUGUGCCGACCGUCUGGGGAAACCAGCAGCAGCAGAUCUCAAGCUUGGAUUAGCCACAGGCCCCGUGUUGUUUGCUUGUCAACAGUUUCCAGAAAUGAAUGCUAUGAUCAUGAGACGGUUCAGUAAGCCAGGAGACGUUGAACGUGCUCGGAAAUACGUGUUGCAGAGUGACGGCGUGCAGCAGACCACCUACCUCGCCCAGCGCUACUGCCACGCGGCCACGCGUGAGAUCCGCAAGCUGCGGCCGUCCCCGGAGAGGGAAGCGCUCGUGCAGCUGACCCAGAUGGUGCUCCUGCGAGACAAGUGACACAACUUCCUUCCACGCCCCUGGCAGCUACUUACCAGACUGUGCCUAAAUUAACUUCAAACGUUCUUUGCUUCCAACGCAGGCUACCAAAAACUUAUUUUUUUAAACAACAACUCCAUUUUUGUUGAAGUUCUGCCUUUUUUUUUAAAGAGAAGUUUCAAGUGUUUUAUGGUGGGAGGCCAUACAAUUCAGAGCAAAUCACACCGUGCUGUAUGGUUG
This is a messenger RNA of Colius striatus (speckled mousebird), 1464 nucleotides long. It is a transcript of the gene PDSS1, whose product is annotated as decaprenyl diphosphate synthase subunit 1. Bases 16 to 1245 code for a protein of 409 amino acids. The transcript has 11 exons. Gene Ontology annotation, cellular component: transferase complex; mitochondrion. Gene Ontology annotation, molecular function: prenyltransferase activity. The record is from RefSeq and is a predicted model, not a curated record. Lineage: Eukaryota; Metazoa; Chordata; Aves; Coliiformes; Coliidae. Gene Ontology annotation, biological process: isoprenoid biosynthetic process; ubiquinone biosynthetic process.